ACCCGUUUCCCAGGCGGUUCACGACGCCUCCGCCCAUAUAGCUCGAUGAAGUUACGAGCUUUACAUCAAUCUUUCUCAACGUCACCACACAUCGAUCGCUCGAUCCUACCAUAUUUAUCCACCGCCCACCACUGGUCAUCAUGUACAGUGUUCCUCAAAUGUAUACAGAGGAUAAGACACCGCUCCGGGCAGAACCUAUUCGCCGAAAUUUAGUUCGGAAACCGCUCGGUCGCGUCACGGCGCUGGUAACAGUCCGCAACACCGCUACCAACGUUCUCAUGGGAGAUGUCAUCAGCACAUUGAGGAGGGAGCAGUGGGAUCUGGUGUCAAACAAAGACGCUUCCGCGUGUUUCAGCGCACAAGGGGCCUUAAGGGAACGAGAAGAACAAAUUGAACAACCCCUAUAUAAGACUAACUUGUGGAUACCCUGGUCCGCCAAAGUCAACGUACAUGGUGUGGAGCUGCCACUCCAGUUCGAAAAGGACAUCACCAUAUUCCCACACACGGCAGUGAGCCAGCAAGACUGGCUUGAGGUGCUUCGUAAUUACUCUGGGAGAUACAUCCGGGCUGUGGGCAAUCUGCAAGGUUUCGGAAUCGUUCUUUGCAUGUUACCUCCCGUCAAUAUUACUGUGACAUGGGGCCACACCACCAUGACAGUGUUGGCGAAGGAUGGCAUUCACAUCCAUCGAGAGAUAUUUACAGCCGCGUUCGAGAGCUUGAAACCGCCUGAUCGGACUUGGCUAAGCGACUACGUGGAAGAAGGGUACAUCCGGAUGGAAGAGCUUAUAGGACGCAUCUCAAUCCCGAUCCAAGAGGCUUUCCGCCUGUCCAUCGAUGGGAGAGUCAGGUGGAUAGAAAUGAAGCCUUCAACAUCGACUACUGCGAAGACGCUGCAGCCUGGCUAAGGACGCUUCCUGACCCGCUGAUACGACGUCACUGGCGUCAGCUACUCGGAGCGCGAGGCGAUCGACGUCUCUUCCUCCGCACUCCGAAGAACCAUGCACUCGAAGCAGAGGAGCGAGCUCUUCUAGCCCGCAGCACC
Mytilinidion resinicola is the source of this 1042-nucleotide messenger RNA. RefSeq lists its product as uncharacterized. The coding region runs from base 141 to 905 and encodes 254 amino acids. Lineage: Eukaryota; Fungi; Ascomycota; Dothideomycetes; Mytilinidiales; Mytilinidiaceae. The record is from RefSeq and is a predicted model, not a curated record. The transcript has a single exon.